This is a messenger RNA of Vigna umbellata (rice bean), 1266 nucleotides long. Its product is annotated as putative wall-associated receptor kinase-like 16. NCBI's taxonomy places the organism in Eukaryota, Viridiplantae, Streptophyta, Magnoliopsida, Fabales, Fabaceae. Gene Ontology annotation, biological process: protein phosphorylation; cell surface receptor signaling pathway. Gene Ontology annotation, cellular component: plasma membrane. The record is from RefSeq and is a predicted model, not a curated record. Gene Ontology annotation, molecular function: ATP binding; polysaccharide binding; protein serine/threonine kinase activity.
AUGCCACCCAAGGCAGCCGGCCGAUGCUUUUACGAAGAUCGUCAUCGGCGCCGGUGUAGGGUUAAUUGCUCUGUUCAUAGGGAUUUCUUGGUUGUACUUAAUGUACCAGAAAAGGAAAGUCUUGAAAUUAAAGCAGAAGUUUUUUCACAGAACGGAGGCAUCAUUCUGAGACAACAACUCUCCACAAAAGAAGACUCAUCUCAGACCACUACAAUUUUCAGUGCAGAACAACUUAAGAAAGCCACCAACAAUUUUGAUGAGAGCUUAAUCAUAGGUAAAGGAGGUUAUGGUACAGUUUUCAAAGGAUUUCUCUCCAACAACAAAGUUGUAGCAAUCAAAAAGUCCAAAAUAGUGGAUCAGAGCCAGGUGGAACAAUUCAUUAAUGAGGUCAUUAUAUUGUCACAGAUUAAUCACAGGAAUGUGGUCAAACUCUUAGGAUGUUGUCUGGAAACAGAAGUUCCUUUACUAGUCUAUGAAUUUGUUAACAAUGGCACCCUUUUUGAUUAUUUACAUAAGCAAGGUCAGGGAGUAAAUGUGUCAUGGAAAACACGUCUAAGGAUAGCUACAGAAGCAGCCGCAGCUCUAUCAUAUUUGCACUCAGCAGCUUCCAUACCCAUCAUCCACAGAGAUGUGAAGACUGCUAACAUACUCUUAGAUGACACUUACACUGCCAAAGUUUCUGACUUUGGAGCUUCAAGAUUGGUUCCACUUGACCAAACUGAAAUAGCCACAAUUGUGCAAGGAACCUUUGGGUAUUUAGACCCAGAAUACAUGCAAUCAAGCCAGUUGACUGAAAAGAGUGAUGUCUAUAGCUUUGGGGUGGUUCUUGUAGAGUUGCUAACGGGGGAGAAACCUUUCUCUUUUGACAGGGCAGAAGAGAAAAGAAGUCUUACAACUCACUUUCUAUGUAGAUUGAAAGAGGAUCGUCUGUUUGAUGUUCUUCAGGUAGGACUUUUGGAUGAAGAAAACCAGCAGGAGAUUAUGCAGGUUUCUAUUCUUGCUGCUAGAUGCCUGAGACUUACAGGGGAGGAAAGACCUGCCAUGAAGGAAUUGACAAUGGAAUUAGAAGGAAUAAAGCUUACAAAGAAACAGCCUUGGAUCAAUGCGGGAAGGAACUUUGAGGAGAGUGAAUACUUGCUUUAUGAGGCACAAAGCUCUUAUGAACAUGGUGAUAGUAGUAGUGGCCAACAAAAUACUGGAUAUGAUACCUUGAGAGAACUUGAACUAAUUGACUUUGGUAAUGGAAGAUAAUGUUAUUGUAAUUUG